This is a messenger RNA of Ostrea edulis (European flat oyster), 2159 nucleotides long. RefSeq names its product WD repeat-containing protein 5-like. Gene Ontology annotation, molecular function: protein binding. The record is from RefSeq and is a predicted model, not a curated record. The coding region runs from base 430 to 1470 and encodes 346 amino acids. NCBI's taxonomy places the organism in Eukaryota, Metazoa, Mollusca, Bivalvia, Ostreida, Ostreidae. The transcript has 9 exons.
AGAACAAUUUGAUUAGGGUCCUAUGUGGAAAUGGAAUGAGGCAGCUCACUACAGUUUGCAAUGUGAACUAUCAUUGAUCUUAUUAAUUUAAAUGUUACUUUGUAAGUUGUUCCAGCUAAUACCCAUGGCUUUGUGGACGAAGUGCUUCACUCAGUCAGAUAUAGAUUGAAUUAUCAACAACCAUUCUAAGUCAAUAUUUUUAAAGCAGAGUUUAAAUACCUGAUAUAACGUUGUUGGAUAGCAUUGUUUAUAUCUUUUCUGCUGUGUGAAGUUUGUAAACUACGUAUAAGGUUUUGGUUUGGACAUGCACAAGCGAUGAGUGAUAUUUGAUCUGGGCUGCAUUCGAGAUCUGUGAGGUCGUGUGGAGAACUCGGAGACUAUUGUGAAUACUUUGUGCGUUUUAAAGUUAAUAAAAAACAAAAAAUAAAGAUGGCUCGUCGCCACCAAGAAGCUCUUGAGGCAGGACAGGUGAUUGGAGAAGGGAAGAAGUGGCCUGAGAAGUUUACUAAGUUGGAGAUCAUUAAGGAGAUCCCUUUUGAUCCGGCUCUGGACUGUAUCUACUCUCUCCAAUACUCGUAUAAUGGGGAGUUACUCGCUGUUGGAUUUGGCAAUGGAUCAAUCAGGUUGUACAGCUCCACGACAGGUGAGAUGGUGUCAGAGUUGAGGAAGUCCCGCUAUGGGGGAAUGGCCAUUAUGUGUUUGAGGUUCCAUCCCAAAGCAACUCACAUUCUGUUAGCUACAACCUCUGAUGGAAAGAUCUUCUCAUGCAACACCAACACUGGUGAUAUAGAAGAGUUUGCUUCAGAGAAUGGUAACGAAAUUAAUUGCCUAGAUUUUAACUAUGAUGGCUUGAAUUUCGCCACUGGUGGAAAAGACUUAAGCAUAAGAAUCUACGACUCCAAAACAGCAAAGCUGGUUAAAACAUAUGAGGGAUACAGUGAGAAAAAGAACCCCACGGACAUCCAGACUGCAGGCUGUGCCAUGAGGGUCUUCGCCCUCAAAUACCACCCCGAGUACGACGACAUAAUGAUCACAGGCGGCUGGGAGAAUCACCUUAAGGUAUGGGAUGUUCGGUCUGGUGACGGAGUAAAGAGAACGAUUCACGGCCCACACAUCUGUGGAGACAGCCUGGACCUGAAGGGGAUGAAGGUCUUAACUGGUUCCUGGGUGGCUACAAAUGCCCUGCAAAUCUGGAACUACACAGAGGGAAAGGUGGAGAAGAAUGUACCAUUUAACUAUGAUGGCCAUAGUGGUGCCUACCUUUACUGUGCCCAAUUCUGUGAUAAUGAUGUGGUGGUGGCCGGCGGAAGUGGUACUAAUAAUGUACAGGCCGUCAACACGGAAACAGGGGAGGUUAUUGGUAAAGUACAGAUGAACAAACAAAUACAUGCUCUGGACACAGUGAUGGGGGGACGGCUGUUAGCUGUGGGUGGAGGAGAUUACAGCCUUACCCUGGCCGCAUUAAAAUGAAGGGCCCUGUGUUCAAUAUUGAUACAGUUUUAACAUUGCUUGUUUGUAUAUUUUAUUCUGUUGACCAAAUGUUGCCAAAUACGAAAUAUUCCAUGAAUUACUUUUAUUCAAUGUGUGCAUUAUCGUCCAGACUUCUAAUGUAAAAUCUCAGGUCAAUCAGUAUUUAGAAGAGUGUAUUUGAUACAAUGCUUUAAACUUUCUUUGAAUUGUACAUUAUUUGAUCAUAAUUAGGAAGGCCUUACAUUAUCUAAUACUCAUUGCAUUACAGCUACACUAACGGGGUUUUUGUGCCAAAGCACUUAAAUGUCUAGGGUACAACCAUAAAAAUGUACUUCACCAUUUCAUUAAUAGUGUAAAAUCUCACGGCAAUAUAUACCACUGAAAUAGCUUACAUAACAUGUAUCUAAUAUCUAAAUUCCGAGGACAGACUUGUUAGGGGGCUACUGGUGUUCAUUGCCUAACGUUCUGCUCUUUAAAUAUGUCGAAGUAUAGAUGGUUUGGGUCUGUAAUCCUUUGCAUGAAGGUCGGAUAUUCUUCCAAUAUUUGCAAUCAGAAUAGUUUUGUAGUAUUUAUUAAGUGGUUUCCGUCCAGUGUUCCGUCCAAGCAUUCAUGUGUCCAUUUCUUCCAUAUUUAUUCUUGUGAAGAAUGAAGCAUAAUAGCAUUAAUAAAAGCUUGAUGAGAAAAAUACA